CGCACACACACCCGGGGUCGUAUGACCUCCUGCGGGCUGUCCUGAGUAGCGGUCCCAAAACUUCUCUUUAUCUUCUAUUUAAUCAAAAAAAAAAACACACAGCGCGGCUGGGUCGAAGGUCGCUAAGCCCCUCUCCCCUCUCGGCACCCGCAAACGCGCCGACAGACACACACAUCCAGUGGCGUGAGUGGGCGGGGGGCAGGGCGACAAGCCAGCGAGCAGGUGAAGGAGCGCGCGUGGCUGGCGGCGAGUUUUGGGGGCCACCGCUGCGCAAGAGAUGACGGACACCGGCGCGGCGUUGGAGGAAGACGGCGGCGGCAGAACGGCUUCGCGGACGCACUGCCGAGAGCACAACAAGGACAAACACGCGCCGGGCAGUUCUGCGGCGGACGCGGCGUCCGAGAGGCGCCAAAGAAGUCCACCGCGCGCGCUCGGCGAGCGUCUGCACAACUGCGAGGUCGAGCAUCAACAACAAAAUCAACAUGCGCCCCAACAGCAAAACCCAAAUCAAGCACAUCAGGACGCGUCGGCGUGCAGGAGGGCAGCGCCGGCCAGGUCAAAGACGUUUGACGCGUCCGAGCUGACUCCCGUGCAAAGCGAGCUGAACUCAAAGCUGGAGAGGAAGAAGUCUCCCUACAGUCAGCUGUCCAAGGGCAACUCCCAGUACCAUAAACUCUUCAAGGAGAUCAGCAAAGAGGAGCAACUCAAGCAAAGUUACACGUGCGCUCUGCAGAAGGACAUCUUGUACCAGGGCCGCAUGUUCGUCUCCGACCACUGGAUCUGCUUCCACUCCAAAGUCUUUGGAAAAGACACCAAGAUUGCCAUCCCGGUCAUAUCGGUGACCCACGUCAAGAAGACCAAGACGGCUCUCUUGGUGCCCAACGCCGUGGUGAUCGCCACAGCCAACGACAGAUACGUCUUUGUGUCCUUCCUGGCCCGGGACAACACCUACAAGUUCCUCAUGUCCGUCUGUCUUCACUUGGAGUUCAGGUCACUCUUGUUGUGCCACCCAGACGUAUCAGAGUGACACAACGUCCUUUCCCACCACGAUCCGUCACCCCAUCAAUAUGAAAAAAAGGCAAUAUAACGGCACACAACCGUGCCAGUACGUAAAAUAAAUAAAAAAAAAAUACCAAUAAUAAACUGAGCGGAGCCCGAGCAGCCGGUACCACCCACGAGGCCACGCCCCCAAAAGGCACAAGGCAUCACGUGAAGACCGCAGUUUUCGCGGGAGACUUCAAUCGAU
Hippocampus comes (tiger tail seahorse) is the source of this 1246-nucleotide messenger RNA. RefSeq names its product GRAM domain containing 2B (gene gramd2b). The record is from RefSeq and is a predicted model, not a curated record. Lineage: Eukaryota; Metazoa; Chordata; Actinopteri; Syngnathiformes; Syngnathidae. Gene Ontology annotation, cellular component: cytoplasmic microtubule. The transcript has 8 exons. The coding region runs from base 278 to 1027 and encodes 249 amino acids.